GUUGCGAAUCCACUCUCUGCAUUUCUCACUCUGAAAAAAUGGCGGCGGCUACUUCUUCAUCUUGCUCCACAGCGUUCUCUACCCCUUCCCAAACCCUAGCUAAGCCCGCCGCUAAAUGCUUCGCCGCCACCAAUUUGUCGUUUUCCAAGCCCAGUCUCCGCCCCCUUAGGGCUCAGCGCUGCGUCGCCGUCGGCACCGGCGCGCUCGGUGCUCGUAUGGUGUCGGCGGCGCCGGUUGCGUCACCGGCGAAGCUCGAUUUCGACACUGCUAUCUUCAAGAAGGAGAGGGUUAACCUCGCUGGCCACGAUGAGUAUAUCGUGAAAGGAGGGAGGGAUUUGUUCCAUUUGUUGCCGGAUGCAUUCAAGGGUAUCAAGCAGAUUGGUGUCAUCGGAUGGGGUUCACAGGGACCUGCUCAGGCACAGAACCUAAGGGACUCCCUUGCUGAAGCAAAGUCUGAUAUCGUGGUUAAGAUCGGACUAAGAAAAGGUUCUAGUUCCUUCAAUGAGGCCCGGGGUGCUGGUUUUAGUGAAGAGAAUGGAACUCUAGGUGACAUAUAUGAAACUAUCUCAGGGAGUGAUCUGGUGUUGUUGUUAAUUUCUGAUUCUGCUCAGGCAGAUAAUUAUGAAAAAAUAUUUUCUAGCAUGAAGCCAAAUAGCAUACUUGGGCUGUCCCAUGGUUUUCUUCUUGGACAUUUACAAUCACUCGGACUUGAUUUUCCUAAGCACUUCAGCGUGAUUGCUGUGUGCCCAAAGGGGAUGGGUCCAUCUGUGAGGAGGCUGUAUGUCCAAGGUAAAGAGAUAAAUGGUGCUGGAAUUAAUUCAAGUUUUGCGGUCCACCAGGAUGUGGAUGGCAGGGCCACUGAUGUUGCUUUGGGAUGGUCUGUUGCUCUUGGAUCUCCUUUUACAUUUGCCACUACAUUAGAGCAGGAAUACAAGAGUGACAUCUUUGGGGAGCGAGGAAUUUUACUUGGUGCUGUUCAUGGAAUUGUUGAAUCCUUGUUUAGGAGGUACACUGAAAAUGGAAUGGCUGAAGAUUUGGCUUAUAAGAACACUGUUGAGUCCAUAACAGGGAUUAUAUCUAAAACUAUCUCAACUAAGGGCAUGUUGGCUGUAUAUAAUUCUUUCUCAGAAGAAGGAAAGAGGGAAUUUGAGAAAGCAUAUAGUGCUUCAUUCUAUCCUUGCAUGGACAUUUUGUACGAGUGCUAUGAGGAUGUAGCUAGUGGUAGUGAGAUUCGCAGUGUUGUUUUGGCCGGACGUCGCUUUUAUGAGAAAGAAGGUCUGCCUGCAUUUCCCAUGGGUAAAAUUGAUCAAACCCGGAUGUGGAAGGUUGGUGAGCGUGUUCGUUCCACAAGGCCUGCAGGUGAUCUAGGCCCUUUGAAUCCAUUUACUGCUGGUGUCUUUGUGGCAUUGAUGAUGGCCCAGAUUGAGGUCCUGAGGAAGAAAGGGCAUUCAUACUCUGAAAUCAUCAACGAGAGUGUGAUUGAGUCAGUUGACUCUUUGAAUCCAUUCAUGCACGCUCGUGGUGUUUCUUUCAUGGUUGAUAACUGCUCAACCACUGCAAGGUUGGGUUCAAGGAAAUGGGCUCCCCGGUUCGAUUACGUCCUGACUCAGCAGGCCUUGGUGGCUGUGGACAAUGCAGCACCUAUCAACCAGGACCUGAUCAGCAACUUCCUGUCAGACCCAGUGCACGGAGCCAUUGAGGUUUGUGCAGAGCUUAGACCAACUCUGGACAUUUCAGUGCCACCAGAUGCAGACUUUGUCCGUCCUGAGUUGCGUCAAUCUAGCUAUUAGAACGUGAACUAAAACUGGUUUGUCAUGCCGACUCCUUGUCAGAAUAGCAGCUGUCUUGUUAGUGAGUUUUGUUUAUGCGGUUGAGUGCGGGUAUGGAAGUUUGUAUUAUCACUUUGUAGUAUCAAGAUUUUAUGGAUGAGAAAUGUUGCUUGAUGUUGUCGAAUUAGAAAAUGAGGGAAUAAAUUAUGUUCACAAA
Lotus japonicus is the source of this 1986-nucleotide messenger RNA. Its product is annotated as ketol-acid reductoisomerase, chloroplastic. Gene Ontology annotation, molecular function: ketol-acid reductoisomerase activity. The record is from RefSeq and is a predicted model, not a curated record. Bases 39 to 1790 code for a protein of 583 amino acids. Lineage: Eukaryota; Viridiplantae; Streptophyta; Magnoliopsida; Fabales; Fabaceae. Gene Ontology annotation, cellular component: chloroplast; mitochondrion. Gene Ontology annotation, biological process: L-valine biosynthetic process. The transcript is spliced from 10 exons.